AUGUAUUUAUCUAAUCUUGGUGGUCAAUCUAGAAAAACAGGUAUCAGACCCAAAACAAAUUUGAAAACUGAUAAAUAUGGUAUGGAAGAUGUGGAUGAAUUUUUCGAAGAUGAUGAAGAUGACAGGAUGAACAAACUGAAAGGGCAAAAACUGACAAUAUCAUUACCCCGAGCAGAAGAAGUGUCCAAAUACAAAUCAACCAUUAGUCAACCGUUUAAUAAUAUAGCUCGGAAAAUCAAUUUCAAUCAAGAGGAUGAUGAAACAUUUAAUUUACCAUCAACUUCAACUUCAUCAGCUACAGCAACUACAUCUUCAGUGUCAAAUAAGAAAUCACCUGUUACAACUCAACAGUCACCCUUGCGCUCACCAUUACCAGAACAAGACUAUGAUUAUAAUCAGUUUGAUGUGGAAGAAGAUUAUGGUGACAUAACUGAAGAAGACAGACAACCAUCUCCGCCCCCACCUCCAUCAGUACCAAAAUCAAAUACAGAAACAAAAUCCAAUACCAAAUCAUCUAAAGCAGCUUCAUCAUUUACCAAAAAAAUGGCAUUGGGUAAAACUAAAAAACUACCGUCAAGUUUUGAUUCAGCAAAUACAACUAGUGUCACCGAAUAUUUUGAUGAAGAAGAAGAUGAUGACGAUGACAGAGAUUAUGGUGAAUCACAACAGGACUCAAUUGAAGAUUCAAUGAUGGACUCGACAUUUAAUGAUUAUUCGCAACCAUCAAGUAAUAUUAAGAGCAAGACGCGAAGAAAAAUCAUUAAAGAAUCGCCAUUACCAUCACCUCCACCAGAUAAUCCGAAUGGAUUACGAAGAUCCAAACGUACAAGAAUCAAACCAUUGGCAUUUUGGAGAAAUGAACGAAUCAUAUAUUCCAAGGAUUUAGAUUAUGAUGAUGAGCAAGAUACUACGUUAGCAAGAGAUAUACAUAACAUUCCAUUACAACUGAUUAAAGAAGUGGUACAUAUACCCGACAAUGAAACAGUUGAUAAUUCAAGAUCUCCAAACUCUACCACAGGUGCUGCUGCUUCUGGUUCCACUAAAAGGAGACUGAAUCGGAAACGAACUUAUAAACAGAGCUCCGUUGUUGCCCCCACUGAUUACGAUUAUGAAUCUGAUCCUGAAAUAUCUGGUUCCGAAUGGUUUAAAGAAGAUAAUUUACUGUUGGAAGUUAAUGAUAAUGGGGAAUCAAGGGUACGUAAAAUUGCAUAUAAUCAUAAAGGUGGGAAUUAUGUAAAGCCAACUGAUGAUAAUUAUCUUGUGGCAUCAUUGUUUGAUGAAGAUAAAAGUUUUUUUGCUGGUGGGAUGUUACAAUUACCAGUUGACGGAUUUAAGCCACCAGUUACAGUGACUGGUAGUACAUAUAUGUUUAAUGUGAUGAAAGGAUUGAUUCAAGUCACAUUGAAUGAAAAUAUGUUUGUUGUUACUAAAGGUUGUAAAGUCCAAAUCCCUGAAGGUAAUGAAUAUUCUUUGAGGAAUAUUGGUCAAGGAGAUGCUUAUUUAUUCUUUGUUCAAAUUAGGAAACCAGAAGAAAUCGAUACGAAUUGGUAA
Messenger RNA from Candida dubliniensis CD36, 1551 nucleotides. It is a transcript of the gene MIF2, whose product is annotated as Mif2p. Gene Ontology annotation, molecular function: centromeric DNA binding. The record is from RefSeq and is a predicted model, not a curated record. NCBI's taxonomy places the organism in Eukaryota, Fungi, Ascomycota, Pichiomycetes, Serinales, Debaryomycetaceae. Gene Ontology annotation, cellular component: kinetochore. The coding region runs from base 1 to 1551 and encodes 516 amino acids. The transcript has a single exon. Gene Ontology annotation, biological process: attachment of mitotic spindle microtubules to kinetochore; kinetochore assembly; spindle attachment to meiosis I kinetochore.